Dentiscutata erythropus is the source of this 296-nucleotide messenger RNA. NCBI's taxonomy places the organism in Eukaryota, Fungi, Glomeromycota, Glomeromycetes, Diversisporales, Gigasporaceae. The record is from the annotation of a GenBank genome assembly.
CACCAGUUGAUGAAAGCACCUUUCUUCGUAAAGACUCUCUGCAACCUCUCUUGCAAAAUUUCCAGGAGAUGUAUCAAAAUUGGCCAAAAAUUCAACAAAAGGCAGCACAAGAAACAUUAACCAACCAAAUCAGUAUUCCAAUGAUAGUUUUACAGGACCCAGUAGUGGUAUCUACAAGAGAACAUCCUUCUGGUUUCUCUAAAAUCGAAUUACCAACUCAACCAAAAGAGAUCCCUCCGGAUUCGAGUUGGAAAAAAAAUGAGGCAGUGUACUAUUUGCCAUUAGUCUGGGCAUAA